Ipomoea nil (Japanese morning glory) is the source of this 1725-nucleotide messenger RNA. RefSeq names its product sucrose transport protein-like. Gene Ontology annotation, molecular function: sucrose:proton symporter activity. Lineage: Eukaryota; Viridiplantae; Streptophyta; Magnoliopsida; Solanales; Convolvulaceae. Gene Ontology annotation, cellular component: plasma membrane; vacuole. The coding region runs from base 124 to 1656 and encodes 510 amino acids. Gene Ontology annotation, biological process: sucrose transport. The record is from RefSeq and is a predicted model, not a curated record. The transcript has 5 exons.
AAAAUAAUAUAAUAUAAUAAAUUACUCCCAAAAAACAAAAAACAAAAAAAAAAAAACAAAAACACCAAAAAAACCACAAAAAAACAUAUAUGCGUAAAAAAGAAAAAAACAAAAAAAAAAAUAAUGGAGACCGGAUCGACAACUGACAAAUCGCCCUUCCAAGUCGAACAAGCUCCGACGACGACGUCGCCGACGUCGUCGCCGCCGCAACCGAGUCAGUUAUGGAAGAUCAUAGUGGUGGCGUCGAUAGCCGCCGGAAUCCAAUUCGGGUGGGCCCUGCAGCUAUCUCUCCUCACUCCAUAUGUGCAGCUCCUUGGAAUCCCGCACAAGUACUCUUCCUUCAUUUGGCUUUGCGGUCCCAUUUCCGGCUUGAUCGUUCAGCCGCUGGUGGGUUACUACAGCGACAAUUGCACCAGCCGUUUCGGCCGCCGUCGACCCUUUAUCGCCGGCGGUGCCGCCCUCGUCAUCUCCGCCGUCAUCCUCAUCGGAUUCGCGGCCGAUAUAGGCCACGCUGCCGGUGACCCCCUAGGGAAAACCUCCAAGCCCCGUGCCAUUGCCAUUUUCGUCGUCGGGUUUUGGAUCCUCGAUGUCGCCAACAACAUGUUACAAGGUCCAUGUAGAGCGUUGCUGGCUGAUCUCUCCGACGGAAGCUCCGACAGAACACGGACGGCGAACACGCUGUUUUCAUUUUUCAUGGCGGUCGGAAAUGUGCUAGGUUACGCCGCCGGUUCCUACCCGAACCUACACAAAAUUUUCCCGUUCGCACUGACAAGCGCGUGCGAUGGCUACUGCGCCAACCUGAAGAGCUGUUUCAUCAUUUCCGUCGUCCUCUUGCUGGUGGUGACCGUGGUGGCAUUGUUUAGCGUGAGCGAAAGCAAGCACUCAAAGGAAAGCUUCCAAGGAGGGGGAGAGGGAAAGAAGAUAGCAUUCUUCGGGGAGCUUUUGGGGGCGCUGAAGAGUCUCCCGCGGCCGAUGUUUAUCCUCCUGGUGGUCACGGCCCUCAACUGGGUCGCGUGGUUCCCUUUCUUCUUGUACGACACGGACUGGAUGGCCCGGGAGGUUUACGGCGGCGAGGUGGACGACCACGGGCUGUACAACAGCGGCGUGCGGGCGGGGGCGCUGGGGCUCAUGCUUCAGUCGGUGGUCCUGGGGUUCAUGUCCAUUGGGGUGGAGAUCGUCGCGCGGCACGUCGGCGAAGUGAAAACGCUGUGGGGUGGGAUUAACUUCAUCCUCGCCGUCGGUUUAGGCAUGAUGGUUUUGGUUACCAAACUAGCGGCACACAACCGCCGGUAUGACGCAAGCGGCAACGCCCUCCCGCCGUCUCCCGGCAUCAAGGCCGCAGCUUUGGUCAUCUUUUCCGUUCUCGGCAUUCCUCUAGCAGUGACAUACAGCAUUCCAUUUGCUUUGGCAUGCAUCUUUGCAAGUGAUGAAGAUGGUUCGGGGCAUGCGGGUCUCUCCCUAGGUGUUCUCAAUCUUGCAAUCGUGGUGCCACAGAUGUUCGUGUCAUUCUUAAGUGGACCUUGGGAUGCAGUGUUUGGAGGUGGGAAUUUGCCGGCAUUCUUAGUGGGAGCGGUGGCUGCGACCGUGAGUGGAGUAUUAGCAAUCACAAUGCUUCCAUCGCCAGGACCAGAUCAAAAGCAAAUUGUGAUACCAUAGCCAUUAUAUUAUAUAUAUAUAUAUAUAUGGGCUGGGCAACUCUGCUGUUUUAUUUAGUUUGUACGACGA